UGCCACCCAACCAAAGAUACGAAAACAAUGGAAGCCAUAUCUUGCAAGCACCUUAUCACGUCCCUUUUCAUAAUUCUUUCUUCUAGUCUCACCGCCGCACACGGUGGCAGAAGACUGAGUGAAAGACCAUACCAAGAAGCGAGCACGGUGUUCAUCAGAACAUCUUGUAGUUCAACAACGUAUCCAACACUCUGCUACAGCUCCCUGGUGAAGCAUGCAGACUCGAUCCAAACAAAUCGCGUGGUGUUAGCCGGGACGGCCCUGAACGUGACUCUUGCGUCGGCGAAAUCGACAUCGGCAAUGAUGAGGACGCUGGGAAAGAGACAGGGGCUGAAGCCAAGAGAGGUGGCGGCGAUGAAGGACUGCGUGGAGGAGCUGGGUGACUCGGUGGAUGAACUCAGAAGGUCCAUCGAUGAGAUGAGUCAUCUUAGAGGGUCGAACUUUGAGAUGACGAUGAGCGACGUGCAAACGUGGGUGAGUGCUGCUCUGACGGACGAGAGCACCUGCACCGAUGGCUUCCAAGAGACUGCCACCGGUGCUACAAAUAUUAAGAGCACUGUGAGAGGUCAAGUUGUGCAUGUAGCACAAUUGACCAGCAAUGCAUUGGCUUUGAUAAAUCAGCUAGCCAAUUCUCAUGGUUAACCUGAUCAACUCUCAAAUUUGUUGCAUUUUAUGUCCCCGAUACUCUUCAACUGUUCGUGUCCCUCCUACGUAUACUCAGGAUCUUAUGUUGUUUUUUAUUUUUUAUUUUUUAUUUUCUUGUUCUAUCACUAAUUGUAUCA
Vigna umbellata (rice bean) is the source of this 782-nucleotide messenger RNA. NCBI's taxonomy places the organism in Eukaryota, Viridiplantae, Streptophyta, Magnoliopsida, Fabales, Fabaceae. The record is from RefSeq and is a predicted model, not a curated record.